UAUUUUAUAAUAGUUUGAUAGAUAGAGCUUCAAGAAUGUAACAGCAGAGGUUUAAAUGAAUAUUGUAGCAGCAAUGACUGUAAUGGUGUCUCUUCACAAAAAAGGAAAAGGACAUCAAGAAAUAACAUGAUAAAACCUGAUGAUAUAAUUAUUACAGAGAUAACUGAAACAAACAAUGGACUAAAAGUGACGUUUUAUGUCAAAGGACAAUCUGGAACUCCUGUUGAUGCCAAUGCAGUUGUAGCAGCUAUAAAGGAAGCUGAUUCAAGAUAUGUUAAUGCUGGGUUCACAAUUGCUGAUCUUACAUUACUAAAUCCACCAUCAACUACUAUUGUAGUGACACCUACUGCUUCAGCAACUCCUACAGAUGAUGGACUAUCUGCUGGACAAAUAGCAGGAAUAACAAUUGGAGUUGUAAUUGGAGUCUUACUCGUGAUAAUAAUAAUUAUCAAUGUGGCCUGUCUUAUACGCUAUAAGAAGAGGUCCAAUAAAAUUAUUGAGAAAGAAAAUAAUGAUAACUUUACUGUUGAGAAUCUAUAUUAUGAAGCUGUUCCACCUACCCCUGCAGGUUCGGUCCGCAGUAUCAAAUUGAAAUUGGCUCAAGAGUUUGACAGUAGUGAUGAAGAUGAAAGUGAAAGUGAAAAUGAUCUCAAUGGCAUCAUUAUGGAUGAAAAAGAAUGUCAAGGUGGUCAAGUUGAAAGUUUUGGUGUUAUGCUUGAAGAAUCUAAAGAAACUUUCCUCUAAAUAAUAAUUUUCUUGUGCUGAAUUAUUGCUGUUUAGUAGAUAUUGUCUCUCCCUUUCUGCAAUUUUAGUUAGACAGUGUGACUCAUCUUUAGUUUU
Amphimedon queenslandica is the source of this 840-nucleotide messenger RNA. RefSeq lists its product as uncharacterized. Bases 127 to 744 code for a protein of 205 amino acids. The record is from RefSeq and is a predicted model, not a curated record. Lineage: Eukaryota; Metazoa; Porifera; Demospongiae; Haplosclerida; Niphatidae. The transcript has 5 exons.